ACUCCAGCCUGAGCAACAGAUGGAAACUCUGUCCUUAAAAAGGAAAAAAAAAGACAUUUGCAGUCCGAAUCCAGCAAUCAGUGAAAAGAAAAUGCCUGGUAUGCACACGGGGUGUUCUGGGAACAGCAGGUCCAGCAUUCAGACAUCUGUGGCCCCCUUGGCAGUGCCUGGGUAUCUCUGCCCGUUGGCCCCCACAGCUGCCUGGACCCAGUUGCUUCUCACAUGGGGGCUUCGAAGUCCCUCUGGCCUUCUGGAAAGGUGGCAAGAGCCACCCAGAAGUUCAUUUUUCUUCCUGUUUUCAGCCUCUCUUGCCAGCGGCUGACAGGCCGGUCCACGGUGAGGAUGUGUGGUCGGCUGGGUACUGUCCUGGGCACACCUGCCCCCUCACCGCCUCCUCAUCAGACCACCAGCCCAGAGGUGGCUCCUGCUGUCAAAUGGGGAGAGGGGUCCUGACCCCCUUCCUGCCUGGGAGCCUGUGUUCCUGCCACGUCCCACCUCCUCAUGGCUGCUGGUUAGAGCAAGGUCUGAGCUGGCCCUUGCAAACAUUGCCCCUGGAGAUGCCACAGCCCGGUGGGGUCUCUGGUUUAGUGUAGGGCUCAGCUCAUGGCAUCUCCAAGUUGUGUGUCCUCCCUCAUGCUUCAGAGAGCAGCCCCCGCAAGGGUCCUCAGUUCCCGACAGGAGCACAGGGGACCUGGGGCCAGAUGUCUAUUUUCCACAUGGAGACGAUGCCCUCAAGGCUGCUUUGCGUGACGUAGCCAUCAGCUGGCGUUGCAGCAGCAUAGAAAAAUCCAUAUAGAAAGAUCUGUGUAGAAAGAUCCACAUAGAAAGAUCUACGUAGGAGGACCCACGUAGGAGGACCCACUGGAUUCUCCUCCACUGCAGACUCAUGUGCUGUCACUGUCUUUGUUUAGUUAGAGGAGUGCUUGGACUCGGCGUGAUUUUUGGACUCUGGACGUUACAAAAGGAAGUGAGACGGCAGUUUGGGGCCAUGGUGGCCACCAUGUUCUGCUGGGUGACGGCCGUGCAGUUCCACCUGAUGUUCUACUGCACGCGGACACUGCCCAAUGUGCUGGCCCUGCCCGUAGUCCUGCUGGCCCUCGCGGCCUGGCUGCGGCACGAGUGGGCCCGCUUCAUCUGGCUGUCAGCCUUCGCCAUCAUCGUGUUCAGGGCGGAGCUGUGCCUGUUCCUGGGCCUCCUGCUGCUGCUGGCCUUGGGCAACCGAAAGGUUUCUGUGGUCAGAGCCCUUCGCCACGCCAUCCCAGCAGGGAUCCUCUGUUUAGAGAUAGUCUUGCUCUGUCCCAGGAUGGAGCGCAGCGGCAUGAUCGUGGCCCACUGCAGCCUUGAACUCCUAGGCUCCAGCCAUCUUCCCACCCAGCCCAACCUCUUUUAUAUGAAAACAGCUUGUAGUUUCUGUAGUGAUGGCGGCUGCAUUGUAGCGGGAUGUUUACUGAUGGCUGUGUUUGUGACUGAGAAAUUCUAUUUUAUUUUAUCAGGACUGACGGUUGCUGUGGACUCUUAUUUUUGGCAGCAGCUCACAUGGCCGGAAGGAAAGGUGCUUUGGUACAAUACUGUCCUGAACAAAAGCUCCAACUGGGGGACCUCCCCGCUGCUGUGGUACUUCUACUCAGCCCUGCCCCGCGGCCUGGGCUGCAGCCUGCUCUUCGUCCCCCUGGGCUUGGUAGACAGAAGGAUGCACGCGCUGACGGUGCUGGCGCUGGGCUUCGUGGCACUCUACUCCCUCCUGCCACACAAGGAGCUACGUUUCAUCAUCUAUGCCUUCCCCAUGCUCAACAUCACGGCUGCCAGAGGCUGCUCCUACCUGCUGAAUAACUAUAAAAAGUCUUGGCUGUACAAAGCGGGGUCUCUGCUUGUGAUCGGACACCUCGUGGUGAAUGCCGCCUACUCGGCCACGGCCCUGUAUGUGUCCCAUUUCAACUACCCAGGUGGUGUCGCGAUGCAGAGGCUGCACCAGCUGGUGCCCCCCCAGACAGAUGUCCUUCUGCACAUUGACGUGGCAGCCGCCCAGACAGGUGUGUCUCGGUUUCUCCAAGUCAACAGCGCCUGGAGGUACGACAAGAGGGAGGAUGUGCAGCCGGGGACAGGCAUGCUGGCGUACACACACAUCCUCAUGGAGGCGGCCCCUGGGCUCCUGGCCCUCUACAGGGACACACACCGGGUCCUGGCCAGCGUCGUGGGGACCACAGGCGUGAGUCUGAACCUGACCCAACUGCCCCCCUUCAACGUCCACCUGCAGACAAAGCUGGUGCUUCUGGAGAGGCUCCCCCGGCCGUCCUGAGGGGGACCAGGCAGCCCUCAGCAGCCACAGGCCUUCCAGGAGCUGUUAUUGCUACCAGUUUCUGGCACAAUUCCAGCACAAUUAUGACAAUUCAGAGAAGCAAGUCAAAGAACUGGGCACCUGCCUCUGACAGACACCAGACCAGGGCCAGGGCCUCCUCCACAGCCUCACCUGGGGCUGUUAGCACCAAAGAAUGAGGGGCCCAGGUCUUAUUGGCACCCCGGGAGCCACUGCCCAGGGUGAUGGUGGCCAGCUCAGGGCUUCCUGCGGGUGACUUGCCCAGACCAGGUGCCAUUCAUGACUAAUCAGGAGCAACGGGCUCACCCAAGCACCUGUCUGCCAGGAGGCCAUGUGUGUCCUGCCCACACGGGGGGAGCUGUAUUUUGGCAGCACCCCACACCUGCUGCCCGAGGGCCUCUUGGGGCACCUAAGACAGCACCCCCUCUCAGGGGAGACCAUGGUGGCCCCGGCCGCCCCCCCCCACCUGCUGCCACCACUGCAACUUUUGUAUUCACAGGCAUCCCAUCUCCAUCACAGAUAAAAUUUUAGGAGAUAAACACAUUCAAAAAGGAAUGAGAUAAAAAGAAUAAGGCAAUAAAUGUUGAUUGGAACCUUUCAAGAUUAUAGAAAA
Messenger RNA from Nomascus leucogenys (northern white-cheeked gibbon), 2927 nucleotides. RefSeq names its product ALG12 alpha-1,6-mannosyltransferase (gene ALG12). Gene Ontology annotation, biological process: protein N-linked glycosylation. The record is from RefSeq and is a predicted model, not a curated record. Bases 887 to 2296 code for a protein of 469 amino acids. NCBI's taxonomy places the organism in Eukaryota, Metazoa, Chordata, Mammalia, Primates, Hylobatidae. The transcript is spliced from 7 exons. Gene Ontology annotation, molecular function: alpha-1,6-mannosyltransferase activity. Gene Ontology annotation, cellular component: endoplasmic reticulum membrane.